Molecule: messenger RNA, 1665 nt
Organism: Exophiala oligosperma
Lineage: Eukaryota; Fungi; Ascomycota; Eurotiomycetes; Chaetothyriales; Herpotrichiellaceae
Exons: 2
Coding region: 175-1665 (496 amino acids)
Source: RefSeq, a predicted model, not a curated record
CACGAGGCCAGCAUCUACUCUCGUUUUUCUUUCUCCAUCAUCAAAUCCUGGUAUCUUCAUGUUACAAAUCACCUAACGGCUGUUUGCUGCCGGCCUGAAAUCGACCCUGUGUUUGCUCGUUCGGGCCUGGGAAUUGCGCGUUGACGCCGGGCCUCCAGUCGUCGAUCCCCAUCCAUGGCAUUUCAGCUGCCUGAUGCUUCCAGGGACAUUUCAACGUGCGAAGUCUUGGUCCACAUUACCGCACCAUCUUCUGCGCGAGAUGAUGCCCGGUUUGCAUCCAUCGCGGCAAGCGUCCUGAACUUCCAACCAGCGAAGAGAACAAAGGUAUCCGAGUUAAAUUUCAUUCCUUCCUGCCCUCUUGCCACGAACACAGAUAUCAACGCCACUAUACAAACGCCCUCCCCGAAGCAGAGACGAUUUCCUAAUCUUGAGGCAGACGCAGACAGGCAACCCAUAGAGGGCCUAGCAACAAGUCGUGAUACAGACCACACUGACUUACAGAGAGCAGCGCAGAGUCAAGGAUGUGCUAAUCCAGAGACACUGUCUUUUGCCAAUGUCUCUCGCUCGCUGUAUUCGAGAUUCUCCGAUGCCUGGCCUCAUAAUCGAAGCAUCGCCAACACAGGAAAUUCGACUGAACUUCUGGUGACCGAUUGCUCAGAAAAGUGUGAUAACAAUGGGAAAAGAAGGUGCUCUAAACGACGACGUCUCGCUCCCAUCGAGCAUGAUUAUCCUUCAACCCGGCGGCCACAGCGAUCUCGACAACUCGAUUCCUGUGUAUGCACGCGGCAACAGGGCAGUACCACCCUGGACCUUGCAGAAGAUAUCUCUGGAACGUCCACAGUGUCGCCCUCCCAACCACUCUACUGGCAAAAUCGAAUUGGCAAAAACAGAGACGCUGGGCCAGGAUCUGAACCGGUAGUGAGCUUCUCCAUGCCAAUCUACCUUGACACAGCCCGACAAAAUGAAGGUCUUACUCAGCAAGAACCUGCCCGCCGUCGUCGCGAUGCUGGUCCAAACAAAUCUCACCGACUCGAUGCAGCUUGGCAUCUGCAACGGAGAGAGGGUUUCACUUCCCAACUUCCAAAUGAGAUUCAUGGUCCGAAACCUCACGGUGGCCGCGCAAGAUUUGUCACUCACACCACCAAAACUCUACGAAAGCUAGCUAUACGGGUGCCGCUAUCAAAACACUUUCUCCCAUGCCGCGUUACCCGGGAUGUCAACGUAUUAGAACGAGGUCAUUGGCAGUUCUCGGUUGGAAUUAUCGAGUCGUCAAUGAUACAAGGUCCGAGACAGGCACUGCAGAAACGUGGCAACGAUGAACUUGUUUCCCUAUUAUCGGAGAGCGAGUUCCUCCAGCUUUGGAGAAACAUCUGUUGCUUUAUCCAGGAUGGCAAGGCGGGAUGGGGAACAUCCAUCGUAAAAACCCAGAUUGGGCAAGGCCUCUGGCGAAUUCGCCUAUUCAGCUGGGCUGAAAUUCUUGGACACGUUUGGCUCGUGCUAUGGGUGUUGUCGGACAAACUAACCGAGGACAUUCCCAUGCAUUGGAUGGAUGGUCGUGGAACUACUGUUGUCACCAUGGCGGGGAGGAAGCCUCAGGCAAAUGGUACUGGCAAAUGGGUACAGAAAGGUGCUGAAGGUGAACAAGGUUACUGGGGGAUCCAGUAG